Messenger RNA from Caenorhabditis remanei, 921 nucleotides. RefSeq lists its product as uncharacterized. Gene Ontology annotation, molecular function: protein binding. The record is from RefSeq and is a predicted model, not a curated record. Gene Ontology annotation, biological process: embryo development. The transcript has 2 exons. Bases 1 to 921 code for a protein of 306 amino acids. NCBI's taxonomy places the organism in Eukaryota, Metazoa, Nematoda, Chromadorea, Rhabditida, Rhabditidae.
AUGUCUUCUCCAUUUCCCCUCCUCCGUCUUCCUCGAUUGGUCCUGUCUGAUGUAUUUAAAUUGUUGAAUAUCGAAGAAAAAUUCAAGCUCUCCCUCUGCUCCAAGAAAAUCUCCACUCAAAUCAUUAAUGCUCGUUUGUACUCUGAAAAUGUUACAAUCGAUCUGAAUAUGUUAUACCAAAGAAUUGAAGUGUCCUCUGAAAACAACAAAGAUACAUUAAACAUCUUCAAUUAUUACGACUGCGAAGCAAGCAACAAUCCGGAUAUCCACCAGUAUCGAAUUGAAGAGCGUACUGUGCCUGUGUUCUCCGCCGGAUUAGGAAUCACGCUAUACUGGAAGAAUCUUGGAGAAGGAUUUCUGUCUGUUAUACGGUAUCUCUUGAAGAUAUUUCGAUGCAAGUUUUCAAUUAGUAAUGACUAUAAUAGUGAUUUGUAUGGAAAAGCGAUUUCUGAGUUGUUUGAUCUACAAGUGGAAUUCAAGAAGCUCGUUAUUUGUUUUAAUCUAUUAAAGAAUCAACAUUUGUUGUGGAACAAGAUGUCCAGGAAUUUGGGACUUGUUGAGGAUCUCAACCUCUCGUCUAUUCCUGGUCCUCUUUUCAGACCAGUUUUCACUUCGUGGCCACAAAAAAUUAGUAUCACGAGUUCCUAUUGGUUCACUCUGGAAUCUCUCUUGACGUGCACUUGCAAUACAAUUACACUCGGCUGGUCUCUCUUGGAAAACAAGGAUUUGGAUAAGAUACUCAAGAAUUGGAAGACUGGAGGGUUCCCAAAUUUAAAAUGUUUGAAGAUCCAUGGUGAAAGUAUUACAAAUAAUGGAACGAUGAUUUUGGGAAUGAGUUUCAGAGAGUUAAACGGGAAGGUUAUCCAAACUGAUGAUGGAUCGAAAAAGGCAACUAUUAAACUUCGCCCCCAUAAUAUAUAA